UGACCGGGAUCAUCGAUGAACGCUCUAGCGCGUGACAAGCCAGAGGGAGACAAGUCGAGCUGAUCUGCUAACUCUUGGAGGAUGUCCUCGUGGCAGAUGCGCUGAACCUCGAGGAUCUGAUCUCGAUGUUCCUCAAAUCCUUCGAGCAAGCUCUCAUAUUUGUCUGAGAUCGCUCGGGCUUGACGGCCCAGCACACCACUGGUCAUCUCAGCUGCUGUAGAUCGUCUAGGGUCAUCCUUGGAGUCUCGCCGAUCCGUCGUCGACAGUGCCGCCCUUGCCGCGGUGGCAUCACGUCAAAAGUUUGACUUGGGUCUUGCGAAAAUCGUCAGAGGGGCAAGACAAGUCGCAAGCCGCAAGCCUCAGAAUGGACGACGGACGAGGGAGCUAUGACAGCGGGCGGUCGCACAGACGCUACGACGACUACGCGAGGUCUGGGGAGGAUGAUCGGAGCAGCAGCAGGUACAGAUCCUCCAGAGAUGACUCUCGCUCGGCCUACUCUCGCUCUAGGGACGACGAUCGCUACGUUGUCCCUACGACGUCAUCUUCUUCCUCAUCUCGAAGGGAUGACUAUGCUCCCCGUUCGAGCACAACAGCAACGACGACGAGCGCUUCGUCAGACUACCGUCGCAGAGACUACGACGACCGUCCUCGCCAUGAAGAUCGUCCUUCCCGCGGAGGUGGCUAUGGUGGUGGCUACGGUGGAGGAGGAGGUAGAGGUGGCGGACGUGGCGGGUUUGGUGGGAAUAGACGUUCACCCCCGAGAGAGGAAGUGAGAGAAAAGACGCCAGAGAACACGAUCCCCAUCUCCAAGCGUCGCCGUGCUCAGACUGCAUGGGAUGUGAGACCCAUCGGCUUUGAGACCGUCUCUGCAGAGACUGCAAGGAUGUCAGGUCACUUCUUGCUGCCGGGACAGAACGGCGUUGUCAGGUUCCCUCCUGGCUUCCACGAAGGCAGGGGAGCUUUCGGCGGAUUGAACAUGUCUGGAGCAGGCAGCGCGGCAGCCCCCAUGGGCGGCGUACAGCCCAUCAUCUCGUUCGCCCGCCAACAGCGACGACUCUAUGUGGGCAACAUCAUGCCCACAGCCGACGAACAGAACGUUACCGAAUUCUUCAAUGCCAAGAUGAGAGAGAAUGGCCUGUCGCUCGACGACAAGAAAGUCGACGUUCAGACUGCCGACCCUGUCGUAUCUGUCCAAGUCAACCAUGAAAAGUCGUAUGCGUUCGUAGAGUUCCGAAGCCCAGAAGAAGCUUCGUCUGCCAUGUCGUUCGACGGCAUCGUCUUCCAAGAUCAGCAGCUCAAGAUCCGUCGUCCCAAGGAUUAUACGGGCGACGAGUCCGGCGGAACUCACCUGCCAGGCGUCAUCUCCUCCAACGUACCCGACACACCCAAUAAAGUGUUCGUGGGCGGUCUGCCGAGCUACUUGGACGACGAGCAAGUGCUCGAGCUUCUGUCUUCCUUUGGCGAGUUGCGCUCAUUCAAUCUGGUCAAAGAGGGCCCACAGAAUGCCUCAAAGGGCUUCGCAUUCUGUGAAUACGCCGAUCCGAACGUGACCGACGCGGCUUGUGCUGGUCUGAACGGCAUGGAGAUUGGCGAUCGCUACCUCGUCGUUCAGCGGGCGCAAGUCGGUGCCAAUGUCUACAAGCACCCUGGUGGCUACGGGGGUAGCAAUCCUGCUCUGCCGCCAGCACUCGCUCGGGUCGCUCCCACCAUCUUUGGACAAGACGAGACGGCUCCCGCUACGCGAUGUCUUCAGAUGCUUAACAUGGUCACACCGGAAGAGCUGGUCGAUGACCAAGAUUAUGCAGACAUCAACGAAGACAUCAAAGACGAGUGCAGCAAGUACGGCGAGGUCAUCGAUGUCAAGAUACCCAGACCUAUCAAGACUGAGAAUGGCCGGAUGGACGUCAAAGCGAGUGAAUCGGUCGAACAUCUCGGCAAGAUCUUCGUCAUGUUCGACUCAACAGAAUCAUCCAAAAAAGCCAUUGAUGCCAUCGCGGGCCGUCAGUUCGGCGGUCGGCUGGUCAUCUGCGCUUAUGAGAAAGAAGAGACUUUCCUGUAAAGCUCUGUACAUGCAAUCCACCCCACAACAUGCGUGUUCAUAGCCUCACUUUGUCCGCCCUCGUUUCUCCUCGUCCGCUUUGAAGGCAGCCUGUAUCUCCUCCCAGUCCUGAG
Messenger RNA from Mixia osmundae IAM 14324, 2172 nucleotides. RefSeq lists its product as uncharacterized. Gene Ontology annotation, cellular component: nucleus; commitment complex; U2AF complex. The coding region runs from base 365 to 2059 and encodes 564 amino acids. The record is from RefSeq and is a predicted model, not a curated record. The transcript has 7 exons. NCBI's taxonomy places the organism in Eukaryota, Fungi, Basidiomycota, Mixiomycetes, Mixiales, Mixiaceae. Gene Ontology annotation, biological process: mRNA processing. Gene Ontology annotation, molecular function: pre-mRNA 3'-splice site binding; poly-pyrimidine tract binding.